AUGGCAGAAGGUAGUGGACUGCGAUAUGAAGAUAAAGUAACGAUUGUCACCGGCGGAUCUAAAGGCAUUGGGCUGGGUGUCGUUCAAGUAUUUGUUAAAAAUGGUUCUAAAGUUGUAUUUUGUGCUAGAAAUGUAGAUGAGUCUGAGGGUAAAGCUGUAGAAAAGGAACUAAAUGGUCUUGGUAUUGGUGAAGCUACUUUCAUUGCUUGUGAUGUUACAAAAGAAAGUGAAAUUAAGAAUUUAAUAGAUAAAACAGUAGAGAAAUAUGGUCGAAUAGAUUGUUUAGUUAAUAAUGCUGGCUCUCAUCCACCACAUAUGCCGAUAGAUGAUUUCAGUUCAGAUGAUUUUAGAGAAUUGUUAAAUUUAAAUCUUGUCAGCUAUUUUAUAGCAUGUAAAUAUGCCUUGCCUCAUCUCAGAAAAGUUGAAGGUAAUAUUAUAAAUAUGUCUAGUUUAGUUGGAUCUAUUGGACAAUAUGGUGCUGUUACAUAUGUAGCCACAAAGGGAGGCAUCACAUCUUUCACUAAAGCUUUAGCAGUUGAUGAAGCCAAAUAUAAUGUUAGAGUUAAUUCAGUAUCACCAGGUAAUGUUUGGACACCUUUAUGGAAUAGUGGAGCCAGUAAAACAACUAAUCCAGAACAAACAAUAGCAAAUGGAGCUGAUAGUCAGUUGUUGGGACGUUUUGGCACUAUUGAAGAAUCAGGACAAAUGUGUUUAUUUUUGGCAUCAGAAGGAACAUUCUGUACUGGUAUUGAUCUGCUAUUAUCUGGUGGAGCCGAGUUGAAUUAUGGCAUCAAAACUAUGAAAGGAGAAAAACAACUUCCAUUUUAAUUGUUGGUAGAGUUUUUUUUACAGAAACUUCUCAACAUUUUUAUUUCUUCCAUUGAAUUUCAAGUUUUAGGGUAGGGAUGAAGCUUAUGCACAAAAUUUUAACGGUCUCAGUAUUUUUAAUUUUAAUCUGUAAUAUGAUUUGAAUGUUGAAUUUUAUAUUUACAUUUACAUAAUUUUCAAACUCGGGUUUUGAAAGACUAGAAAUUUUGUAGAUUGAAUCAAACUAUUUUACAUAUUAUUAGUUGUUAGAUAUAUUUCUUCUCAUUUUAAAACACCACUUUCGGUGACAUCACAGAUCAAUGUUUCAUCAGUGGUGGAGUCAAGGGAGAGGACAGAAAAGUGGUUUGCGCUUCCAAUUGUACCCCGCCCACUUUAUAUUCAACAAAUCUAAAUGUCUAUCUUUUUCCUCCAAAAUAUUUGUCAGAAUGCACAAAAUCAAUUCAUUUUCUCUAAAAUUUUCUUAACAGAACCCUCUAAGACUCUCUAUGAGAGACUUGCGAUUAUGACACCACCACAGAGUUUGAUUUGAUUCAGUCUUAGCAGUUGUCCCCCUUUUGAGCCAGUCUGCCCCCAGUAAUCGGAAGGCUGGCGCUGCCACUCUUUCAUACUAUUAAUAGCUAGUUUUGCUUUUGGUAAUUUAAAGAUUUCAAACUUCUGCCAAAUACUAUU
Molecule: messenger RNA, 1497 nt
Organism: Lottia gigantea (owl limpet)
Lineage: Eukaryota; Metazoa; Mollusca; Gastropoda; Lottiidae
Exons: 10
Coding region: 1-828 (275 amino acids)
Biological process (GO): steroid catabolic process
Cellular component (GO): cytosol
Molecular function (GO): estradiol 17-beta-dehydrogenase [NAD(P)+] activity
Source: RefSeq, a predicted model, not a curated record